This is a messenger RNA of Phaedon cochleariae (mustard beetle), 1579 nucleotides long. The record is from the annotation of a GenBank genome assembly. Lineage: Eukaryota; Metazoa; Arthropoda; Insecta; Coleoptera; Chrysomelidae.
GUUUUUGUUUCCUGUUUGGGGUUCGCCUGUUUUUCGUUCAUCGUUUUGCUUUCGGUUUUCAGAAUAAUCAAAAAUUAUUUUACAUUUUCAAGUGGUUAUUCGUGAUGGACUGUUCGUUGUUCUGAUUUUUGAAUUAAAACCUGUUGUUAGUGUCUCCCCGAGAAUAGGCGAAACAAAAACGUCGAAAGAAAAUCCGAGGAAAACCUGAGUCCUUGUUUGUCUAUAGGAUAGAUUGUGCAUUUUCUUUUCAGGUUGAGAGUUGUCUUUGCUAAUUGAGAAUGAGCGAGAGUGAGGGAGUAUUAGAAAGCUCUUAUGUUCCAUAUGAUUCCCCGUUUCAAUAUGCGGAAUACAACUUUGAACACACUGCUUUAGAGCUAGCAAGGUCUCAGUGGCCAAACUAUGAUGACCAACACUAUCUCCGAGGGUGCAAGUGGUCUCCCGAUGGUACUUGCCUACUUACAGUAGUACGAGGAGCAGGUAUGCAUGUUAUGGAACUUCCUAGUGAUUUGUAUUCUGGUGACUGUGUGCAGACUAGUAGACCUAUAGUGCCUUUGAUGCCUGCUGUUAGUGUUCCUGAAGGGGGACUCAUAUAUGAUUAUUGCUGGUACCCUGGAAUGAAUAGUGGAAACCCUGCUACUUGUUGUUGGCUUUCAAGUGGACAUGGGGGCCCAAUUCAUCUCUGGGAUGCCUUUUCUGGAGACCUACGGUGCACCUACAGGGGUUACAAUAACCAAGAUGAAGUAGAAGCUGCUAUGACUGUAUGUUUUUCAGCAGAUGGUCAAAAUCUGUUUUGUGGUUACAAGAAGAAUGUAAAAAUUUUUAGUACUGGUAGACCAGGAAGGGAAUAUGUUGAAUUUCCCUGUUCUCAUCAAGUUUCAUGUUUGGUUGCUAGUCAAGCACAACCUGGUGUUGUAGCUAUAGGUACAUAUAAAAACACAAUUGAACUAGUCUCUCAAAGUGAUGGCUCCUUUAGACAUCUCUGCAAACUCAAUGGUCACAAGGGUGGCAUAACUACUAUGGCAUUCUCAUUAGAUGGUUUUCGCCUCUACAGUGGUGCUAGAAAAGACAAAGAUAUAAUCUGCUGGGAUCUACGUGUGCCUGGUAGACCAAUGUUCUGUGUACCAAGAGAAGUAAAUACUAAUCAGAAAAUAAAUAUUGAUUUGUCUCUGGAUGGAAAGUGGUUGGUCUCUGGUGGUACUGAUGGUAAAGUACAGGUUUGGAAUGUAUCUGAACAAACUUACCCAUCAGUACAUAUGCAGAUGGGUCUGCACAGCGAUUGUUGCAAUGGGGUGAGUCUGCACCCAUCUAGGCCCAUCCUGGCCACCGCUUCGGGGCAGCACCACUCGAUGGAUCCGCUGCACCACACGAGGAAUUCCAUGCAGUACGAAAACGCUUUGAGCAUGUGGUGGGUAGGGCCUCAACAGGAGGACCCCGAUCUCUUGUCGGCCAUUAUCAAAGCUGCCACUCAUUCGUGAUAGGAGAAGUCAUGGUUUACUGUUGAGUUGAUUUUCGAUUUUGUAUUCUGAUUUUCCAAUUGUAUUUUCGACAUGAUUACUAGUAAAGUUUUCUUUUUUAAUAA